GAAGCUGGACCAGCUGACACUAAACAAAGAUUUGGCAUUAUAAUGUCUAAAAUGCCACAAUCACCUAGAGGAUUGCUGCCACCGCUAAGUUCACUUGUAUCACAGAAGAAGGUAUCUCCAACUGAAAUGAGAUGUGAAGCCAGGAGAGAACUCUGUUCUGUGCCAAGUAAACCAGAAAGUGUGACCCUAAAUGGAUUUGUGGAUUCAUCUGUGCUGCACGCCAAAGAGGAAAUGACUUCUGCAUUUGUUGAAGAUGCCAAGAAAGUUAAAAGGAAAAUGAAAAGUCCUCUUCAAUCUUACAUCAUGCUUUCUGAAGAAAAUUUGUUGAAGGAGAAACAGGACUCUGUAAUGCCUUCAGGUGAUAGACAACAGUACAGUUUUACGAAACCACCUCAGAAAGGAGAACCUCUUCUGAGAAGUGCCCAAAAUCCAGGUUUGGAAUGGAUCCUGAAACAGAAGUCUGAAGAACAUUUCUUGGCAGUAGAUACUGAUUACUCUGUCAUAGGCCCUGAUAAUCUUACUGUUUUGGUUUCUGCUAGACUGGCCCAGGUGGAACAGUGCAUCCCAGGACUCAAAACAUGUUUGGUUAUUGCACAACAACCAGUGACUGGUGCUAGGCACUGUUAUACAAAAUUAAUUUCCCCAGAUGUUUCUGUUGGCAUUGACUUUUGCUACCAUCCUGCAUAUGUUAAGAUUAGUAAACAUUUUGGGAAUCUGCAAGCAUCGUUGAAGUACCAAGCUCAUUUGAAACUGGCUAGUGAUUUUACUAGAUGCAUGAAAAACACUUCUGAUUUCCUUAAGAAGAUUUCUAUGUUGCUUCAGAAAAAACAACUUCUUUUAAAAACAUUGACUCAGAAUUUCAAAAGAGGAGCUAUGUGUGCAGAUGCUAGUGAUCUAAAAGGUCUCUGUGAGGAAUUAAGCACUCAUAUUAGGCAUUGGAGGAGCCUGUGCUGGAGAAUGCAAAAUGAUAAUUGGCUAAGGCCUAUGUUACCAAACGAACUAAAUAGUUUAGCACACCUAAAAGAAUGGUCUUCUUUACUGACUUGUCAAGCUAUUUUUCUUAUGAAGCAGUACUUACAUACUUUACUUUCUAUUUUAGCUUAUGUCAACCCCCUUGAUACAACCUCUGAGAUAUUUGUUGAUUUCUUUCAGAGUAUUGAAAUAUAUAAUAAUGUUUUGUCAGGCAAAAAUAUAGAUCCUUCUUUCUGCUUUAAGGAAUGUGAUCAGUUAUUAAGCAGAGAUAAAUCAAAUCAGGAUUUAUUUUAUGUAAAAGACAUGCUAAAACAAGAUUUGGAGCAGAGAAUUUCAGAACCGUAUUCUGUAAAGAAACUGCUGCUCAUUUUUGGAAGGCAAAAAGGCAGACUGACAGCUAGACAUUUUUAUUCAUAUCUAAUUGAACAUAGCAUGUUACUGUCUAGUCUGGAAAAUAGUAACAUGCUGAACUUGGAGUGGGAGCAUCUAAAGGUACCUUUUGUGGAGUGCAACAGGAGUAGUACUUCAAAGCUGAAUACUAAAGAAAUAAACACCAAACUACUUAGACCUAAGUUAGGGGACAACCAGCAAACAUCCAGACAGACAGACAUUAAGAAUGUAUUAGGAGAAAACUACAAAGAAUAUGUGAAAGUUAUGGAUAUGUUCCUUAGAACACUAAUAUCAUCGAACAAUGCCCUUUGUUGCCAUAUUCUCAACAAACCAAAACCUGAUAAGCUGCCACUAGCAGAAUAUUUUAGAGAAAAAAAUUGCACUUCACCAUGGGAGGACCUAACAGAUACUGGCAGCCAUUCCUCAGCAUUCUGUCAGAAUGCUCCAUAUUGGCAAAACAUGCAUGAUCUCGAAAUGAAGGAGCUGCUCCUUUCAGAGUGCUCUUCCAUGAUGUGGAAAGCCUUUGGAUGCCAUCUGCUUGAUCUGUUAUUUUAUCCAAACUGCAUUUUGACAUGUGAAUAUGGAGGGGCUUUGGGAAGCCUUUACCAGUCCAGAGACUAUAUCACUCAAGUUAUUCUUCAUAUACUGAAUGAUAUCUGUAAUAGGGGUAAGUUGGAUUCUUUAAGCAAAAAAGUGGUUGACAUCUAUGUUCUGGUGUUAAGUACCUUUCAAGACUGCUUAUAUAUCUAUUAGCAUUUAAAGAACUAAAAUAUUAAUUUAUAUUAUACAUCAAAAUGGAAGUUGUAUUUUCCAGUCAUUAUGUCAUUAAGCAGUUUGACAUGUUAUGAAUUAUUAUAUUGCUACAGCUGCUGUUCCUAUCUGUGAAUUGUGAUAAUGGUUAAAGGGAAAAGUAGUAAUUCUAAAAUGUUUUGAAGAGUUGAAAACUUUGGUAUGUGGAAACAUUAAGUACUUCCCUAAAGAGAUUAUUAAGAAAUAUUUUUUCAUUUUUUUUAGUAACAAGAAGUAAAGAAAGAAAAUGUUUUCUGAACAAAAUACCACAUUGAACUAAUUAUAUUAUGUUUUAAGUCUUUUAUAAAAUUCCACUUAAAGGAGCAUUUUCCUAUGAGAAAAUGAUGUGUAGGUCAGUGUUUAUGCACUUGUCAUAAUAUUUUAAUAGUCUAAUUAGA
Protopterus annectens (West African lungfish) is the source of this 2549-nucleotide messenger RNA. RefSeq lists its product as uncharacterized. NCBI's taxonomy places the organism in Eukaryota, Metazoa, Chordata, Ceratodontiformes, Protopteridae. The transcript has 4 exons. The record is from RefSeq and is a predicted model, not a curated record. Bases 43 to 2115 code for a protein of 690 amino acids.